This is a messenger RNA of Lotus japonicus, 967 nucleotides long. RefSeq names its product heme-binding-like protein At3g10130, chloroplastic. The record is from RefSeq and is a predicted model, not a curated record. NCBI's taxonomy places the organism in Eukaryota, Viridiplantae, Streptophyta, Magnoliopsida, Fabales, Fabaceae. The transcript has a single exon. The coding region runs from base 67 to 810 and encodes 247 amino acids.
CAUGACAUCACUGUCCAAAGGAUAAUCAUCACAAUCAAUAACGAAAUCACCUCCAUCAUCACUCCCAUGACUCUAUAUAUUCGAUCGAAUCCCUUAUCACAACACUAUCCAAAUCGCACAAUCUUCUUAUCUCUGCAAUCUCACCUUACCUUCUUUCAUUCUCGAUCAAUCAUGGGCAUGGUGUUCGGCAAAAUCGCUGUCGAAACCCCGAAAUACGAGGUGACAAAAUCCACACCCGACUACGAAAUCCGCAACUACCCACCGGCUGUGGCGGCGGAAGUCACCUAUGAUCCGUCGCAAUUCAAGGGAAACAGAGACGGUGGGUUUAUGGUGCUGGCGAAUUACAUUGGAGCUUUGGGCAACCCCCAGAAUGCAAAACCAGAGAAGAUUGCAAUGACAGCACCGGUUAUCACAAAGGAUGGUGGUGGUGGUGAGAAGAUUGCAAUGACAGCUCCAGUUGUGACCAAGGAAGGUGGUGGUGGUGGUGGUGGUGGUGAUGGUGGUGAAGGGGUGAAGAAGAUGGUGACUAUGCAGUUUAUUUUGCCAUCUUGUUAUGAGAAAGCAGAGGAGGCGCCUAAGCCUACUGAUGAGAGGGUUGUGAUUAGAGAGGAAGGUGAGAGGAAAUUUGGGGUGGUGAAAUUUGGUGGGGUGGCGAGUGAGGAGGUGGUGAAGGAGAAGGUGAAGAAGCUGAGGGGGUGUUUGGAGAGAGAUGGGUUUAAGGUGGUUGGGGAGUUUUUGUUGGCUAGGUAUAAUCCACCAUGGACAAUUCCAAUGUUCAGGACUAAUGAAGUUAUGAUCCCAGUUGCAUGAGCAUGGUUGAUGUUGAUGAUGAUAUAUGGAUUUCAGUACUUUCUGUUUGUUAAGGGUUUGUGUUAGUGUUAUGAAUUUUGGAUGUGUUGUUGUAGUGAUGUUCACUGUUGUUUUGUUCAAUUACACAUGAAAUAAUGACAAAUGAAGGUUUUGUGUA